AUGGAUAAGGAUGGCGUGAAAACCCCUUUGUGGAAGAAGGGACUGAAAGAGCCCGGGGUCAGGGAUGAGGAGGCAGAGGAGGAGAAGUCGGAGGAGGAAGAAGAGGGGAGGCAGUCUCAGGAGACCGCGGCCGAGGGCGAGGCGGAGUGCCCGGAGGCGGAGGGCGGCGAGGGCCGCUCGGUGUGCUACUGCCCGCUGCGCCAGGAGUCCAGCACCCAGCAGGUGGCGCUGCUGCGGCGCGCGGAUGUCGGCUUCUGGGGCUGGCUCCUCCCCUUGGCUCUGAUCCGCGGCCCCGCGGCCCCGGCCGUCAGGAAACGGAGCGUCCCGGAGGAGCCGUGCGUGCUGCAGACCAGGCGCUGGCUACUACGCGGCGGGGGCUGUGCGCUUUGCGAGAUCCUUUUUUGCAAGAGAUGCGGGGACCUGCACAGCAACCCGGCCUACGUGGCGCACUGCAUUCUGGAGCACCCGGAUCUGGGUGAGGGUCGAGCGGGGGCCGCCGGGGUCCUCGGAGCGCCCCCACUCAAAGCCUUUGUGCCCUCUAUUCUCUCCUGA
Molecule: messenger RNA, 552 nt
Organism: Molossus molossus (Pallas's mastiff bat)
Lineage: Eukaryota; Metazoa; Chordata; Mammalia; Chiroptera; Molossidae
Gene: PGBDF
Product: chromosome unknown C17orf50 homolog
Exons: 3
Coding region: 1-552 (183 amino acids)
Source: RefSeq, a predicted model, not a curated record